AAAAAAAAGGGAAAGGCUAAACGUGAAAUGAAGUUAUGAUGCCGUUCCCUCGCAAAUAUUCGGCGGAUGUGUUUCAUAGCGCAGUCAAGAUGGCGUUUCACCGAAUGGAAUAUGCUUGUUAGAAAAAGUGUGUGAAAAAAAAUGCCGCGGAAAGCUUGAGAGCAACGCGUGCGAGUUACGAAGUGAAGUUUCGAUCGCAGAGUGAAUUCUCGUGACUUUGCCAUGCAUUCUAGAUGAAAAUAAUUCAAAUGACGAGGCUGAAAUGAUGCGUGCAUUAACCCAAGUGACAAGGCUUGUUCGCUGAUCUUCGGACAUUGCGGAGAACCGUGGUCGUCGAGCGGCGAACAACGACGCUAUGGCGUCCAUCGGACGUGUGCAUAAAAGAAAAUAAAAUUAUAUAAGUGAUAUGAAAACAAUUUAAUUAAUAGUGUUAUACAGGAAAGUGACUAGACAUUCCAUGAUUUCACAUAAAAUUUUAGUAGAACAUAUUGUGACUUAAUGGACUUUACACAUCAUGUCAAAUAGUUUGGACAGUUUUUUAACACGUAUUGGGGAUGUCACUAUAGAACGUGUGACCCCUCGUUCAGGCCCUAAGCCUAAUGAAACAAUAAUGUCAAAUGAUACUGCAACAAACACAGACAUGAAUAAUGUAGAGCCUCAAACAAAUGAUGAAAGUUCAGAGGAAUCUAGUGCUGAAACAUCUGAUGGAGAACAUGACAAGAAAAAUGAUACAUUACAGUCAGAGGAAAUAGAAGAAAUACGUUCAGAAGGGUCAGGAGACGACAUGGAUUUAGACGAGACAAUUGAUUCACAAAUUGGUGUACGAGCAGAGUCGGAACGGCAACAUCAUUCUCAACCUGAGGAUGAUGAUGAAGAACCAGUUAAUAUAUUGGAUACUUUGCCAUUAGAAGGAGCCCCAAUAGAGGGUCAAGAAGUGUCUGAAGCAGACUUACUUGGAAAACCAAUUUCCAAAGAUACAGAUGAUGAAGAAAGUAUAGGUCAUGAAAAUGACAAAAAUGAAGAUCAAGCCAUGGAAGAGGAAGGUACAGAGAGUAAUAAGAGGCAUGCUGAUUCAGAAAAUUCUGAUGCAGCUAAAAAGAAACAGAAAAAAGAUGAUGGAACUGAAGGAUCUGCAUCAGAAUGCGAAACGAAAGCAGAGAAGAAAUUAGCAAAUAUGAGGAGAAAUAUUCGAGAAGUUAUGGAUGAAACUCAACUUGAUGAAGCUACUUUAUCAGCUCAGCGACAAGAGAUGGAACGUCUUCGAAGGGUACAAGAACAACAAAGAAUAAUUCGUGAAGUUCAACGGCAAAUAGCAAUAAAUAGACAAAAUAGCAAAACACAAACAAGAGUAAUUAGUCUUUUACAAGGAAAACAGAAUCAAGCAGGCACUACUAUUUCACAAUCAUCUCCAUCUGCACCAGUUCGUUUACCAAAUACAGUGCUCCUUAAAGUAAAUUCUGGAUCUGGAACUGGAUCGCAGACAACAUCUGGAAUGCAAACAAAUCAAAUACAAAGAAGAUCAGUUGAAGGUUCUCGAUGGCAAAAAGGUAGAGGUGUUUACCAAGGAGCACAAACGUCAAUUUCGCGAGUUGGAAAUCGACCUAGUGGUCCUAAUAUGUUACAACAAAGAAUUCGAAUGAUGACUCCUUCUGUUAGCAUAUCUCCUGUAGUUCCUAAAAAGGAACCUAUGGAUAGAUCAGAAUAUUAUUCAGAUUCUGAAAUCUCUGAUAUAGAAGCUGAAGAAGCUUUACGCGAAAAACAAAUACAUGCUGCUAAAAAGAUAUCAACUGGACCAAAGUCUCAAAAAACUGCUAAGGGCAAAGAUGUAGUUACAAUAUCUAGCUCUAGCGAAAGUUCAGAUGAUGAUUGUAUAGUUUUAAGUGAUCCAAGUGGUGAAGAAGAAACUGACAACGAAGAUGAUCCAUCCAAUUCUGGCAUGCACACUAACGAUAGAUAUAACAUUCCAGAUGAACAUGGUAGAGUGUUAAUAAAUGUGGGCCAUCCUGAAACAGAACCUGAUGUAUUUUUAGCUCCACAGGUAGCUCGUAUUAUUAAACCUCAUCAAAUUGGUGGUAUUCGUUUUCUUUAUGAUAAUAUUGUUGAGAGUAUCGACAGAUUCAAAACUAGUUCUGGUUUUGGUUGUAUACUUGCUCACAGUAUGGGUUUAGGAAAAACGCUUCAAGUUGCUAGCUUUUGUGAUAUUUUUUUUCGUUGUACUACUGCGAAAACUGUCCUUUGUAUUAUGCCUAUCAAUACAUUGCAGAAUUGGUUAGCAGAAUUUAAUAUGUGGUUACCAUAUGAGGAUCCUAAUGCUCUGGAGAAACAUGGUAAAGGUAUUAAAUCAGAAUCUGUUGUAGAACUUAAACAAGAAGUUAAGGACGAAACUGGGAAUCAGAGUGAUAUGUCAAACAUGUCAAGUAUGUCAAAUAUCUCAAGGCCUAUUAGUACAGAAUCAGCUCAUCGUUUUGGACAAGAAAAUACAUCUCAAUCUAUGAACAUUAUAUCAGAAAAUCCAUAUAUUCAUCAAGGAUAUGAAACUCACAAUAUGAUGCCUGGUUAUGUACAAGAUAAUGUUAUGUUAAAUAAAAAUAUGUCAGAUUCACAAGUACAUAUGAAUGAAAAUUAUCAUAAUGAUAUUUCACAAAAUGCAUUGUAUAAUACAAAUCCUAAUCCAAUGUCUACUUUUGAUUCAAUGAAAUCAGAAGUAAAUUGUCAUAGUAUACAACAAAGGUCAAACAUGUCGGAUACAAAAUUUGGAAUGGAAAAUCAAAAUUCUGGUAACAUGUACCCUGGUUUAGAGAAUCGGCCACAGGCUCCCAUAUAUCCAGGUAUGGAAACUCGAAAUUCUAGUACUUUGUAUCAUAGAGUAGAAAAUCACCAUUCUGGGCCACCUGUAUAUUCUAAUUAUGAUAAUUCUACUAAUACUUUCUCUAAUUAUGCAAAUCGAUCAACUCAAGAAGCAGAUUCAGAAUCAAGAAAAGAUUGUUUUAAAAAUACUUUAUCUUCUAUAAAUGUAGAAGUUAAUGUAAAGAAAGAGCCAGAAGAAAUGCUUAAGAAGGAAGAAAGUACUUGUACAACAAAAGAAGAAAUAGUGAAUGAAGAGAAAAAAGAAAUUGAGAAAGUUAAAACUCCAUUUAGUGUAGAUUCACCUAUUGGUAUGGAAAUGAGACCACGGCAUUUUCGUUUACAUAUUUUAAAUGAUUCUCAUAAAACUAUGACAGCAAGGGCUAAGAUAAUUCAAGAUUGGCAAGUAGGAGGUGGUGUUUUAUUGAUUGGAUAUGAAUUAUAUAGGCAAUUAUCUUUAAAAAAACCAAACAAAGCAAAAAGGAAACGUGGACAACCUUUUAAAGACACUGUUGAUGUUGAAGAAGAAGAUAAAAAUAAAGGAUUGUUAGAUGAAAUGCAUGCAGCUUUAGUUAAUCCAGGACCUGAUUUAGUUAUAUGUGAUGAAGGUCAUAGAAUAAAAAAUUCCCAUGCUAGCAUUAGUAUGGCUUUGAAACAAAUGCGCACAAAACGUAGAAUUGUAUUAACUGGUUAUCCAUUACAAAAUAACCUUCUAGAAUAUUGGUGUAUGGUUGAUUUUGUAAGACCCAAUUAUUUAGGAACUAAAAGUGAAUUUUGUAAUAUGUUUGAAAGGCCAAUUCAGAAUGGACAAUGUAUCGAUUCAACACCACAAGAUAUACGUUUAAUGAGAUACCGUGCACAUGUAUUACAUGCUUUAUUAGAAGGUUUUGUACAGAGAAGGUCACAUUCUGUAUUACAAGUUUCUUUGCCACGUAAAGAAGAAUACAUUCUUCUUGUUCGGAUGACACCACAUCAACGUAAACUAUAUGAUACCUUUAUGACUCAAGUAGUAAAGACACGUGCUGUACCUAAUCCAUUGAAAGCUUUUGCAGUAUGUUGUAAAAUUUGGAAUCAUCCUGAUAUUCUGUAUCAUUUUCUACGCAAACGGCAAGCUAAUGAAGAAGAUGAUUUAGAUUUAGAAGAAACAAUUGCUGAAAAAUCUACUCCGGGAGGUAAACGUUCUAAAGCUCGCCAACCAAAAGGAGAAUCCAAAAAAGGAAAGAAAACAAAUACGACUAUAAAAAAUAAACCAGCAGCUAGCGUACAACCUAAUGCUUCUUCGUCGUCUAAUACGGAUACUCUAGAGAAUGAUAAUUCACAUACUACUCCAAAACAAAAUAAUUAUUCUAAUUAUCCUCCUAUGGCAAUGAAUAAUUCAGGAUAUUCAAAUUCUAUACCACAAAAUCCUUCUUAUCCUCAUGGUUUUCAGAAUUAUAGAUCAAAUGAUCAAAAUACAUAUUAUAGGAAUGAAAAUACCCAUGGAGAAUACAAUGAAUUCUACAAUAAUCAAAGCUCACAAAGAUAUGGAAAUCAAUCAUUUCAAACAUAUACACAAACUCCAGGAUAUAAUGCACCACAAAAUUAUUCUAAUCAAUCACAAAAUUAUAUACCAAAUAAUGAACAGGCUACAAAUAAUCAUUCUCAAAGGUAUUCAACUGCUGCUUCCAAUUCAGAAUUUCGUCCAGAUCAAAAUCAAGGAAAUAAUUAUGAAGUAUCUGGAAUAUUUCCACGUCAAACUUAUCCUUAUCAAGAUCAUGGACGUAAUUAUGGAUCAAGUAUGAAUCAAGGACCUAAUAAUUAUUCUCAAGUUCCAAAUCCAUCUUCUUUUCAAUCGCAAAUGCCAAAUCAAUCUACAAAUAUGCCAUUACCGGAUUAUUCUCCAUAUACACCAAAUCAAACUCAAAAUUAUAAUUCUACAGCAGGUCAAACAAAUACCAUGUAUUCGCGAAAUGAAAGUCAACCAUUACAAAAUUCUACAUUAGGAUAUGGUCCAAAUCAACAAAGUCAAAAUUCAUCAUCUCAAACACAGACUGCUGCAUAUCUUCCAACUCAACAAGGACAGAGCACAACAUCUGGUCAAAAUCGUGGUUUUUCACCUAAUCAACAAAAUCAAAAUCUUUCUUUACAAAGUUCUUCUCAUACUUAUGGUGGCUCACAGUCAUUACCAAAUCAGCCUCAUAAUUAUCCCACUCAAGUAAAUCCAAAUUCUUCAUCACAAACAUCACUUAAUUUUAAUCAACAAGCUCCAAAUGCCAUGCCUCAAAGUCAACCUCAUCCAUAUAUAACAAAUUCAUCAAAUCAAGCGUCAAUUCCACAAAAUCAAAUACGUGGAUAUCAUCCUACAACAGGUCAAAAUCAAAUGAAUGUACCACAAAAUUCAUCUUCAUAUCCCACUGGUCAAUCAGCUCCAAAUCCUUCUACUCAAACACACGGAUAUUCUCAAGAUCAGCAGGGACCAGUUUCUAAUGCACAAAAUACAAUGCAUGGAUAUUCACAUCUUGUAUCUCCAUCAACACCACAAACUCAGUCUUAUCCUCAAUCUAAUAUCCAAAAUCAAACAGGAGCUUCAUCAAAUGCAAACCAUGCUUAUGGAUCUAAUCAUCAAGGGUCAACAUCAAUUCCGUCAACACCAGCUCAUAGAUACAGUUCUUCUCAACAAGGACAGAUGUCACAAGCUCAGAACCAACCUCUUUCAUAUUCUCAAAAUCAGCAAACACCAAGCUCUUUAAGUCAGAACGAUCAAUUGUAUUCUAGGCCAGAUAAUCAACAACAAACUCAAACUUAUACAACAACAGCUAACACAUCACAUGAAUUUUCAACAGAUCGUCAAAGUGGCAAUUCAUCUACCAAUUCUUCAAAUAAUUAUUCAGUAAAUCAAGCAACACCUCAGAAUACUGUUUUACCAAAUUAUUCAGCAGAUGGUCCAAAUCAAGUAAAUCAAAUGAAAGCUUCAGAAGAUCAUUAUUGGCAAAGAAAUUAUUCUCAACCAUUUCAACCUGAUCAGUGUAAUGAUCCAUAUUAUCGGGAUGUAAAUCCAAAUGUAAAUAGAUAUCAAAGUAAUUAUUUUCCAUCACAAAAUUAUCAAAAUCAAUCUUAUGAUUAUAGUAAUAAUCAUAAUUCGGAUAUUAAUACACGCUCAGAAGAUUCAAAGCAAUCUCAGCAAUCUACUACUCAUAUUCAAAAUUCAGGAUCUUCAGAGAAAACCAAAAAUAAUAAAGAAAUGACAUCAAGUAUUGGCGUACAAAGUCAACCAGUUCAUCAAAAUAAUUUAUCUACAAAUUCAGCUUAUAGUUCUGAAUCAAAUUGUCAGACUCCAAUAUCUAGAUCUCUACAAAAUCUUAGUUCAUUACAUAGUCCUCGAUUAAAUCAAAAUGAUUUAGUAAAAGAAGAUGAAAAAGAAAAAGAAGAUUUGCUAGAUAAAGAUAAAGAAGAUAAGUCAGAUGAUGAAAUUCUUACGAAAGAUGAAGAAAAAGAUUGUAAAAGUUCUCCAGGAGGCAAAGAAGACCCUGGAAUUCCAUACGAUUGGGCAACAGAAUUAAUGAAAGGCUACGUACCAGGAUUAAUUGAUGCAUCUGCAAAAAUGACAAUUUUCUUUUGUAUUUUGGAAGAAGCAAUUAAGCUUGGUGAUCGUGUUUUAGCAUUCUCUCAGUCAUUAUUUACGUUGAAUCUCAUUGAAGAUUUUUUAGCUAGAAACAGUUUAAAGUAUCCUGAUGGACAAACUGAUGCUUGGAUUAAAAAUGUAAAUUAUUAUCGUCUUGAUGGCAGUACUAGCGCCUUAGAAAGAGAAAAACUUAUUAAUGAAUUUAAUAAUAAUCCAAAAAUUCAUCUUUUUCUUGUUUCAACACGCGCUGGUUCACUUGGUAUUAACCUUGUUGGCGCUAAUCGUGCCAUUGUGUUUGAUGCUUCUUGGAAUCCUUGUCAUGAUACACAGGCUGUUUGUAGAGUGUACAGAUAUGGCCAACAGAAACCUUGUUUUGUUUAUCGUUUAGUUACUGAUAAUUGUUUGGAGAGAAAAAUAUAUGACAGGCAAAUUAGUAAGCAAGGAAUGGCAGAUCGCGUGGUUGAUCAAUGCAAUCCAGAUGCUCAUCUUUCAUUGAAAGAAGCAACUACAUUAUCUUGGGAUUGGGAAGAAGAUAGUCAAGUACAAGAUUUCUCUCAAACAAAAGAUAGUUAUUCUGAUGAAGUAAUGCAUCGUGUAUUAGAACGUCAUUCUUCGUUAUUAACUAAACAGCCUUUCCAUCAUGAAAGUCUUUUAGUUGAUAGAAAAGAUAAAAAACUUAGUCAAGCGGAAAAGCGAUUAGCUCGUCGUGGUUACGAACUUGAAAAAAUGGCAGCCAAUUGUUCUAGACCCAGUUAUAAUUAUGUUCCUGGAAAUACUGCUACACGGGCAGGUGGAUUACAAAUUCGAGCAAUUCGAGGUGGUGAUAGCAGUACUACUUCUAAACCAGUUGCCUCAGUUAGACCAAUGCAGCAACGUGGUGCUGAAGGUUUAGGUUCACGUAGCGUAACAGGAAGUCGAUGGAUACCAGCAGAAGUAUGGCAAAGACAAGGAAUGAGUGCGCAAGAAAUGACAUUACCUUUAGAUGUUGUUAUUCCUACUAAUUCACCUGAUAAAGGAAGUAUUGUAUUAAAAGCUGGUCAGCGAGUAAUGGUACUGAAAAGUCCGAAAGGCAUUUAUAUGCAAUUAGAAUCUGGUAAAAUUAUUGCUAUUCGAACGGCUCUUAAAUUAAAUCAACAAAAACGAGAAGAAGAACAACCCAAGAAAGGUGUAUCAUCAAUGGCACAGAGGAAUUCAAAGCCUGAAGUCGGAUUUCCAUUGAGAAAUAACUCAGCUAUUUCUAUUAUACCGAAAUCUUCUUCAAGUAAUCAAGCAAGUGGUCGUUCAAUUAAUAAACCAGGAAACGGACCUAAUUAUAGACCAUUCGCAGAUAAGGAAACCUCAAAAAGACCAAAACCUGUUGCUACUGCAACUGCCAAGCCGUAUUUGAGUCAAGUUAAUCUAACCAAUCAAGUUUCUCUGUCAAGGUUACCAAAAGUAAAACAGGAACCUUUAGAUCAUUCCACACUUGGUGAAAAUUCAAAUUCUUCAGAUGGUCAAGUUAGAACUGAACAAAGGGUGGAGGAAGUCAGAUUGGAAGAUGUGGUUGCGGAAGUAAGUUCGAAUACAGAUUAUAGUCCUAAUCAUAACCGUGUAGCCAAUUCUGAUACCGAUACUACUGCUCUACAAAAGUCAUCUGAAGAAAACAGUCAAGUAUAUACUUCGGAAUCUGUAACUGCACAAAGUGUUCAAACACAACACGAUCAAACGGAAACGGAAUUGACACCGAAAAUUGAUAAACAAUGUUCUCCUUCAAUUGAAAAGGAGAUUAUGAAAACAACUGAUGCAUUAACGAAUUAUGGGCAUGCUUUUCAAACUCAACAAGAAAAAAGAGAUACGUCCAAUGAUGAAAUUAUAAUUGAAGAUCCAUCGCCAGUAUCAUCUCAAAUGCAAUCGCAAGUAUCAUCACAAAUGCCAUCGCAAAUACCACCACAAGUAUCUUCGCAAGUACAAUCACAAAUAUCACAGCAAGUACAGUCACAAAUAUUACCUCAGAUACCAUCACAGUUACCACCACAAAUACCACCUCAGAUACCUCCUCAGUUAUCGUCACAAGGACCAUCACAAAUACCUCAAGCAUCACCGCAAGUUACACCACAAGUAGCGGUGCAAGUUCCAGCACAACCAGCACCGUCUGGUUCAUUGUUGGCACAACAAUCUACAUCGUCAACUGUGCAAGUACCACCAACGACAUCUGCAUUACGAGGUACGGAAGUCGCUAAAGGUAUAACUGAUUCAACUAUUGGUUCUUCUGCUACAUCCGUAUGUACUGGAACAAAUACUAUGACAUCUCCAAAAACAGCAGAACCAAGUAUGCGUGAAACUUCUAUACAAAGUGAUCCUCCUAAUGUUCCACAAGGCUAUCCUUAUGCUCAGUAUCCACGAUAUUACGAUUAUAGUGAUCCUCGAUCACGAUCAUUAUCCACUCCUUAUGGUACGUAUUUCCCUGGUGUUCCACCUCAUGCAGCAAAUCCUAGAUUACCAAUGGAUACUACUAAGAGUCAACCAGAUCUAGGAAAACCCAUAGAAGAGAGAACAAUGAUGAAUGUGCCUCCUGCAUAUUCGCAAGUACCUAAUACUACUGCCAAAACAUUAGCAAAUACCACAGAAACGAAAGGUGCAGAAGCGAUGGUAACCACAACGGUAGCUACUAAUAGAGAUGAAACGCAUAUACCUACUGCGUUUAGUCAUCCUACAAGUAGUCGUUAUCCUGGACCUUAUCCACCAGGACCGUAUGAUCCAUACUCUCAGCAUUAUCCUCCGGCACCCGGUUCGUCGGCAACUUAUCCACCAGGUGUAGGUGCUCCUGGAUAUCCAGCAUAUGGUGGCCCGAGCUACAAUACAGAAUAUGCUCGUAUGUAUACAGCAUUUCAUGGUCCUCCUCCACCAACAGAUCCUUACAUACAUAGAGGUUAUGCACCCCCUUCUUCGCAUCCACCUAAUUAUUAUCCUCCGUUUCCACAUCCACCACCGCCUUAUCCGAAUUAUUCAUUUUUGUCACCAUAUCCAAAUCCCAAUAUGCCUAGCGAGCCACAGCCACCUGCUCAGUAG
Molecule: messenger RNA, 9493 nt
Organism: Heterotrigona itama
Lineage: Eukaryota; Metazoa; Arthropoda; Insecta; Hymenoptera; Apidae
Source: the annotation of a GenBank genome assembly